Messenger RNA from Gigantopelta aegis, 13068 nucleotides. Its product is annotated as reversion-inducing cysteine-rich protein with Kazal motifs-like. Gene Ontology annotation, biological process: extracellular matrix organization. The record is from RefSeq and is a predicted model, not a curated record. Gene Ontology annotation, cellular component: plasma membrane. Gene Ontology annotation, molecular function: metalloendopeptidase inhibitor activity; protein binding. The transcript has 24 exons. Lineage: Eukaryota; Metazoa; Mollusca; Gastropoda; Neomphalida; Peltospiridae. The coding region runs from base 67 to 2973 and encodes 968 amino acids.
UUCUAUGGAUAGCAGUAACUGAGUAAGAGUCGACUGUGAUUGUGUGUGAACCAUGAACGCGUACGGAUGGAGAAUGUUGUUUAUUCCACCAUGAUUUUACAUUGUCUUUGUGUCUGUGUUCUUAUAGUGUGUGUCCAGUCUAGUGGUUCCUCAUGUUGUUCAAGUAUUAGACAUCACCCAACGUGCCAUUUUUAUUGUGAGCAGAUUAUAUUGAAAACUAGUAACACACAGCAACUGGCACAGUUGAUUCAGGCAGCACAACACUGUCCAUCUCAUUUGGUGCAGUUUUGGCAUUGCAUCAGUGUAAACGUACCUGUUCUUCGCCAGAUUGAGAAGUGGCCAUGCUGCGAUGCUGCUGUUACGCUGCAGUGUCAGCGCAGGUGUCGACAGGCACACUCAAUAGCUGAUAUUACUGAUGCUUAUUGUGAUAUCAAUAGAGAAAAAAAUCUAUACCAAUGUCUCCAAAAGCAUAAUGCAGGUGAACGGUGUUGCUCCCAGUCUCAGGCCUACAGCUGCACCAUUGUAUGUUACGGGUAUUUCCUCACCAGUCUCAGUCGACAUCCGGGCAGUAAAAAUUUGGUACUCCGUCACUGUAAAGGAACCAGUCGUGCGGUGUCAAACUGUGUGAAGAAUCUUUCACGCUCUACAAGAGCUAGCAAGCCACAAGACAAUCUUCCAUGCUGUGAGAAGGCGACGACCUCUCACUGUCGAGCUACAUGCUUGAGGGCGCUUCAGACCCUGACAGCUGAGACGGACAUCAUUGAGGAGGUGAUCAAAUCAUGUGGGCAGCCCGAUGUCAGGGAACCACUUUGGCAGUGUUUCAUGCUACCUCCAUCCGGAGAGAAGAAUGUCACCCCUCCUGCAAUUGGAAUUGACAGUGCCCGUUUGCUGUGCUGUACAAAGGCAGUCACCAACAGAUGUCGCAACUUGUGCACUCAGACCUACAACACUGGCUGGGCACACCACUGGACAAAGUUUCAUAACAGCUGCUCGUACAUACAGCCAGUCACCACGCUCGAGGCGCCUAUGCACAACUGUCUUACAGAUGUUGAAGAGCCUUGCAAGAUGGGAUGUAGUGGCCUGUCUUUCUGUUCCAACUUCAACAACAGACCAACAGAACAUUUCCGCAGUUGUACUCGGCGAGCAGACGACGAUGCUCUGAAUACCAUCAAACACUGGCAGAGAGGAAUGAUAAACUUACCUCAGAUGACUAUACCUGUUAAAGAUAUACGUAAAUGUGAGCCAGAUACUUGGAAGGCAGUCGCUUGUGCUCUGCAAAUAAAACCCUGCCAUAGAAAACCUAGUCCCCUUUCCAUAUGUCAAGAAGACUGUAUUUACAUCUUAAACAAAUGUGUUGACAACUCGCGACUCUCUGGUGACCAGACUGUACCCAAACUUUGCAAUCCGCUUCCAAAACGAUCAGAACCUGGAGCCUGCAUAGCGGCCUUCAAGUACCUCACAAAGAGUUCCAGUGAGGACCACAUAUCUGAGGUUACGAAUCCCUGUCACCCAAACCCUUGUGAGCUAGACAAACUGUGCCAGAUCCGGCGCCAUAGGUGUAAACACAAACACAAGUGUCUGCCAUACAUUUGUAAAGCAGCAUGUCAUCUUGGCCAAGUGUCAACAUUUUUAGUUCCGCAUGGUGCUAUUGUCCGAAUACCAGAUUCCCAGAACAUGCUGCAUAAGAAGCGUGAAUGUUACAAGAGCUGUCACUGUAGUCACCAGAGUAAGAUUGAAAACUGCACACCACUUCCCUGCGUGGAGCGGCGCCAUUGCAACAUUGGCACUGGACACAGGAAAGAACAUGGCGUUCAGUUCCCAAUUGAUGGCAAGCCUUGCAUCUGUUACUCGGGUGAGCUGAUAUGUGGUCAGCGUACCUGUCCUGUACAGUCACAGGUGACCAGCAGUCAGGCCACAGGUUUGGGGUCUGGAAACUGUCCAUUCAGCUAUGUUCCAGUGUGUGCAGCCAAUGGCAAAACAUAUCCAAAUUCCUGUUUUGCAAAAUGUGCUGGCUACGAGAGAAGAACCAUGCCAGGAGCAUGUAACAAGAUUGAUCCCUGCACAAGUCAUAAGUGUCAUCCAGGAACACGAUGUGUACAUCGACACCAAGUAUGCUUGACUUUACCAGUAGGUCAGACUUGUCCCCAGUAUGAGUGUGUUUCAGUGUAUGGAGAUAGUACUGAAUGCAACCAACACCAUCAUGACACUGUGUGUGACACUUUACAAGAAGAGUUCUCCAAUACCUGCAGUCUGUAUUCUAGCAACAGAACCAUCAUGUACCGCGGUCACUGCAUGAGUAACUGUGCCCGGGUGGGUGUUGUUUGUGGUCACAAUGGUGAAGUGUAUUCCAGUGAGUGUGCAGCCCUUGCUGAUAGAACUACAGUAGACUACAGUGGAGAAUGCAGAACAGUCGGCAACUUAACUGCUGGCGCACCUGUUGGAUCAUCCUGUGGUCAUGUGAAAUGUCCUCAACUCCGUCCAAAAUCAUGUCAUGGUGUCACUCCCUCAGGUGCUUGCUGUCCAAUAUGUGCUGCCCAGCUGCAAAUCCUCUUUGAUUCCCGCCUGGUCACUGUGGCUGAACAGGAAGUCAGAGAUGGUCACCUGACGGUCAGAGUUAUUCUUGAUCUUCUGAGUGACCUGUUGAUGGUUGCCGAGUGUGAUGUCUUCGGGUAUCUUAGUGUGGGUGGGGAUCUUGUUGUUCUCAUAGCACCAGUCAAGAAAACACCAACAGAACUGCAGGUGCAGGCCUGCAGUAGUGAAGCUGAGCGACUGGAACACCUGUUCAGCACUGGGAGUCCCACCUUGUUAUCCUACCUGAUGCUGACACCCUUGUUACUGGCACCCGUUCAAACUCCGUCCAUUGACAGCAGCACAUCAGGGGCUAGUACACGCCCUCCAGUCUUAGCACUUUCCUCCCUCAUCUCAGCCAUUGCAGUUUACACAAUACACCGUGCAGUGAUACGUGUAUUUUAAUGGAUAAUCUUGCAGCUGUGUGUGAAGGUGUUUAAAAUUUUAGAGUGGUUUGUUAUUAACUAAGGAAAGUUAUCCACGGUUUAUGCACUGUUUAAUAUUUUGAUGCAUUGAUAUUGACAAUUCCAAAGUGAUAAAGCAGUGUCAGUUGAAUGUUUCAAGGCAACAGACCACUACCCUAUGUUGUUAAAGUUAUUUUUAUAUGGGUAGUGUUUUGUAAAGUUGUUUCUAGCAAUGCAGAACAUUAAUGUGCUGUUCUCAUAGUCAUAAUAAUAUGUUAAACAGGACUCAGUUUGUGUCAUGUUGUACCUCAUCAUUGCAUUACUGACAUAAUUAAUGUAUAGCCAUCUCUUCAUGAACUGCAGUAAUACCAAAAUGUAGGAAGAGCCAAAGAUUUGCUUAGCUUUAAUUACUGGUGAGGUGGUGUUUGUAUUGUUGUUAAACCUUGAAUGUUCUCUUUAUAUAAACUCGGACUUGGUUGACAACAUGUUUCUGUUUAUUAUUAACUGACAUGUGUUUGGAGCUAGCCAUAUUGGUGUGCACUGCAGUUCACAACUGGGAGCACUACUAACUGAAGACUACUCCGAGAAAACUGAAUGGAAAAAUCCUGUGCUAAAACUGAAAAAAACAAUCAAUGUGACUGAACGGCUUCGUUCUUUUAGAGAGAAAAUUAAACGACUCCUAUUCUGAAUGUAAAUAUGCUUGCUGCAGGUUUACAGAAAAAUCGGGAACUGUUUGAAACGAGAAAAAUAUGUUUGUGAUGUGUCAUUUUUAAAUUAAGUAUGAGAAUGCAGUGUGUGUACUGACCAGUUUCAGUUCUAAUAUAAAAUGGUGAAGCAGACAUUCUUUUACUACAUUGUAUGUUCGUUGUUGAUUCCCAUUGUGUUUUCUCAAAUUUCUUGAAAAUGUUUAGCAGUCUCAUACAAAGCUGAAUAUGAUACAGUCAGUAGGACUGAUGAAAGGGAUGAAGCAGCCCAGGGUGUACCAGAGAUCACUUCCAGGGCAAUGGGUGGGUAGCUGCAGGGAAAGGGACACACGUUAAUGUUGCAUAGAUAUUUUGAAAGUUUUUGAAUGAUUGCUUUUUGGAAAUUAUCAAAUACAGCAGGUACUACUUGUACAAUAUAUCCCAAAUGUUCCAGAGAAUCUAAAGCCCUCCAACAUUCUCUUUAUUUUUCGCUGCAGUAAUGCAAGAACAUUGUAUCAAUUAUCAGAAUGAGUGAUUACCUGCCUGUUGACUGGAGUGGGGUCUACACAUAGCUCAGUUGGUAGAGUAUAACUCUGUGAAUCACAUAUUAUACAUAACUUAUUACACAUUUUUGGUCAAAGGAUCAUUGGGCACGGUAUGCUCUGUUCUGUGUAUUGGAAAGUUCAUAUAAAAGAUCCCUUGCUGCUGAUGAACAAAUGUUUGUUUCCUCUGAAGACGGUGUCAGUAUUACCCAAUGGGAUUAUCAAACAAAAUAAACUUGAACUUUAAUUUCUAAAGCACGUAAAUAUAUCCAAGCUCACCAUUUUAAAUAAGACAACAUCCUAGCAUGUAUUUUCAAUAUAGUACUUGCAUAUAUUUUGUAUCUGAACUUGCUGGUUUACAGUAUGUCUGAUAAGAAAUAUUUAACACUUGUCAUUGUUUUGUAUCAGAACUUGCUGGUUUACAGUAUGUCUGAUAAGAAAUAUUUAACACUUGUCAUUGUUUUGUAUCAGAACUUGCUGGUUUACAGUAUGUCUGAUAAGAAAUAUUUAACACUUGUCAUUGUUUUGUAUCUGAACUGGCUGGUUUAUAGUAUGUCUGAUAAGAAAUAUUUAACACUUGUAAUUGUUUUGCAUGCAUAUGAAAUAGAUAAUCAUAAUUAUUCACACUGUAAAUAUUUUGCAGUCAUAUUGAUUUUCAAUGUAAUAAAUUACUAAUUAUGAUUUUGGCAUUGAAAGAAAGAAAAUGUCUGUACUGUAAAAUACAGUUGUGUUAUAAUAUUUUCACAUUUUUGCACGAGUUUUAAUGCAAUCCAGUGAUAGUGUUGUUAUUUAAGCCAUAAUAAUGCUUCAGUUUGUGAAGUCUGCCUGCAUAAUGAAAUGAAAUGUUUUUUAAUCUCAAGAUUUUUUCCCUAGAAUUGAGUUAGAGCCAGUUCAAUGGGCAAACUGUAAUAAACUUGUGCAUAAUUAGGUAAAUUUACUUAAAUUAUAGGAUACGUACUUCAGUCGACCAGCUGUUGCCAAAGGCUUAGCAAUCAUGUUUUAUUAUAGUUUUGAAUUUGUUUUAUGAACUUUUGCCGUUUGUACCACAGUUACAACAUAAGUCAUUGUGAGUGUUUUUUCCUUUUAUGAGAACUAAUCAUAUUGUACUUUGUUGAAUUUGAACAAUCAUGCAUUUUAUGUUAUUAUCAAGUGUGUUUUUAAUUUUUUGUAAAAGUAUCGGGGAGAAGAAGGGUCCUUGGGCCAGUUGUUCAAACAUUAGUUACAUGUAGCAUACCCAGUGGUUCACAGAUAUGAUCAAAUCCUAUGACCGAAUCAGUACAAAUAAAAACUGAAAACAUAAUGUUGAAUCUUUAUUUAGAACAACAAGAUCAGUUUAUUUAUUUAUUUGUGUAAAAAUAAUUAAAAGGAAAAUAUUAGACAAACCCUGGCUUAAUUUGACUAUGUUUUGAGUAUCUGGGCCCUGAAAUGAAAAAAAAAAAUGAAAAAAAAAAACAGAAAAAAAGAUAGCACUUGUUAAAUCUAGAUACAUGUACAUUAUAUAUAUAAAAUGUUAAAUCUAGAUACAUGUACAUUAUAUAUAUAAAAUGUUAAAUCUAGAUACAUGUACAUUAUAUAUAUAAAAUGUUAAAUCUAGAUACAUGUACAUUAUAUAUAUAAAAUGUUAUUUAAAAAUGUGUAAUCAGUUAUUAUGUAUAAUACUUGAUUCACAUAAUACCUAACAUAUAGGCUGAAUGUUAUACAUAAUAAUUCAAAUGAAAGAAGAGUUUAAUGGAUGGUUAUCAAUUUAAUUAAAACAAUUACCUCGUUAAUAUAUAUCAAAAUUUAGAUGAAAAUGUUAGAACAUGGCUGUUAAAGAUUCUGAUGCAUGGUACAGGUGGGCUAAGAAUAUAUAAAUCAUGUAUUCAACUGCUAAAAUAAAGCCAUAUCAUACAGAUAGUGCAGAUUACCUGUUUUUAAGCAAAACUCAUUUUGUAUUCUAUCUUAUGUUAUUCCAUUGACCAAUUCUUUAUCAUUAAAUAGACUGAACAUUCUAAUGAAAACAUUACACCAUCUCAUUCUGUGAAGAUGACAGAAGGUAGUUGACCCCAUUUACGUAAUAGUAAAUUAGAUGGUCCUACAAUCUGUGUAAGUGACAAUCCAUCUUGUACCUGCUGGUAUCCUUACUGAAGUUAACAUGAUUAGACCUUCUUACACAGUUGUCUAAUAGACAACAAAGUUUGCAAUACCCAUUUGUCAAAUUAUCAUAUCUUAACUGCAACACUUUAUUAUUUGGCUACCCCAAACCAUAGCAUAACAGUCACAAGUAAUUUUUUAUCCAAAGAUCUUACCCUUGAGAUGAUUGUCUACAAACAGACCUAAAUGUAAGCCUUAAUUCUAGUCUUUUACGUCGGAACCAUGCUUUCUUGGUUAUGUAGUUGGUUUAUUUUGUAACAAACAGGUCUUUGUACCCCUGUAUGAUGUUAUCCAUACUAAUCUGAAAACUGUGGGUGAUGGCAUGUUUUUUUCUUGUAGACAUAUUUUUCAUUAAUAAUAUUUGUAGUCGGCCCACUUUAAUUUGGUAAAUACUCCUGGCUUACCUGUAUCCUUUUGUGUGCUACUCAGAGUUGAAUAACACAUUAUUAUUCAGUUAUUCAUACUAACCAAUUGUAACACAAUUACAAAACUUUUGCCCUUUCCCCUUUCCAUGGGAAUAUUCCCUCCUUUCAAACUAAUGAACUGACUUUGUCAGGUCAGGUGAGAGGGUUUUACAUGCACAUUCAGAGCAAGCUGUUGUAGCACACGCCUGUCAUGGCUGCAGGUUUUGACCUGGGCCGGCUCCUCCUUCCAGGACAGGAACAGGGUUUGGGGUGGGUGGGUGGUAGAGGGGGACCGCCCUCACUGGCAAGUGCAAGAGAGCACCAGCAGCCUGACCGUGGUUGGUAGCGGGCGGGGGGAUUUUUGGUGCUAUUGACUUUUGAAUAGCCCAUAGGAUUAAGUCAGAAACGGUAAUAAAUUGCACAAAUUUCUUGAAUCCAAUGUUUCCAGUGAUACAUGCUGUGGAAGGUAAGAAGGUUUUACUUACUGAGUAAAUAAAGUAUUGUGUACAGUUAGUACUGGACAUUAAUAAGAUUGAUUUUACAAAUUACAGCUGUUUUAUCUUUCUUAUUUAUUUUAUUAUUGUAGUUUGGUUUUUAAAUGACAGUGAAAUCAGUUUUUGUAAUUCCAUUGAUAAUGGUGGAAAUCAUAUAUUUGCCAUGUUCAAAAUGUUAAUGGAUAAAAAAAAAUUCUCAGCACCAAGACAAUCUUGGAUAUGUUUUGUGCAAGGGUUAUUUGAUGUGGUCUUGAUUUUUCUUUUUAAAUGACUAACUUUAGUAAAGAAAAAACAAACACAUCAAAGCUUGCCAUAAAAAGCUUGGCAUGUGUUUUAAUUUAAAAUAACUUACAGUGGUGGAUCCAAGUUUGUUGUCAUUAAUGCACAUACCAGUGUUCUUAGGUCACUGUGGACAUCUAUCCAUCCACUCCCCUCUCUGUUUUCUCUUUUUAUGGUCCAUUGAUUUCUUCCUGUUCUGAUAACUGCCUAUAUCUUUGAGGAUCUCUCCCCACCCCCUAUCAUUCAGUACUUGUUUCCUAUGCUUUCCCAUACCUUUUGACAGUUAUUGUCAUUUUUGAUACCUACUACUGCUUUAACGGGGGGGGGGGGGGGGGGGGGGGGGGGGGGAGAGAAAUCAGAAUAACAUUCCAAGAAGUAAUACACGGUAAUAAUAAGAACUAAUUGCAUCUUGAAAUCUCGGUAAAUGUAUAAUGUUUUGAAUGAUUUAGAAUAUAUAUUUAAUCACAUAACAAUAAAUAAAAAAAGGAAAUGGAGUGUGAAUUGGAUGGAUGGAUGUAGAUGUAGAUGGAUAGAGGGAAUCGAAUAAUGUUCAGGAAAACAUUUCAUAUCAAUUACUACCAAGGAAAUAGCCUUUUCUUCCCUGGUUCCAAUUUAGUCGGAUCUACCACUUCAUUUUGUUGAUUUGUUUGUUUUAUUUUUGACAAUCAUCCAAUUGAGGGCUUUGUUUGUAAUUAUUUGCAAUAAUUGAAAACGAGAAUUGUCUUUUGUAUUUGCAUGUUUUGAACCAUAUCUGCAAGUCUUCAUAUUUCUUUUUCUGUGUAUAUAAAUCCUGUUUGUUAUCUGUAUGCUAAUGCAAUCUUACUGAUUGUAUACACUUUUUUGUGUGAAGUAUUGAUUUUUUAUUUAUUGAUGGAAAUUCUACAAAAAAAGUUCAUGCAGUUUGCUUGAAUUGUUUAUACAGGUAGUGUUGAAUAGUAUCACAGGAUGUUAUCCCUCCUGUGUUAUUAUUUAUUUUUUCAGCUAGAUAUUUGAAGACAAAAUUAGUUCUCAGCAGAACUUGAACAAGAGUAGGGAUAGAAUUCAAGUUUUUAAUUUGACAUCCAUGCAUGUGAAAAUUAAGGAUGAUUUUUUUUUUUUUAAUUUGGCAUUUGACUUAAUUACUGAAUCAAUAUGUAGAGGAAACUAUCAAAGUUAAUUCUGUCUUCAAGGCAGUCACAUGGACAGUUGACCUACAAGUAUUAAAUGGCCCAACAAAAUACUACCUGUAAAUAUACCUGUAGAAAGAAAUAAGUGAACACUUGGUAUUUGAGUUCACAUUCAAUUCACUACUAGUGGUAACAGGGACUGCAGUAAGACGGUCAAACUCCUGACAUCCAAUUCACUACUAGUGGUAACAGGGACUGCAGUAAGACGGUCAGACUCCUGACAUCCAAUUCACUACUAGUGGUAACAGGGACUGCAGUAAGACGGUCAGACUCCUGACAUCCAAUUCACUACUAGUGGUAACAGGGACUGCAGUAAGACGGUCAGACUCCUGACAUCCAAUUCACUACUAGUGGUAACAGGGACUGCAGUAAGACGGUCAGACUCCUGACAUCCAAUUCACUACUAGUGGUAACAGGGACUGCAGUAAGACGGUCAGACUCCUGACAUCCAAUUCACUACUAGUGGUAACAGGGACUGCAGUAAGACGGUCAGACUCCUGACAUCCAAUUCACUACUAGUGGUAACAGGGACUGCAGUAAGACGGUCAGACUCCUGACAUCCAAUUCACUACUAGUGGUAACAGGGACUGCAGUAAGACGGUCAGACUCCUGACAUCCAAUUCACUACUAGUGGUAACAGGGACUGCAGUAAGACGGUCAGACUCCUGACAUCCAAUUCACUACUAGUGGUAACAGGGACUGCAGUAAGACGGUCAGACUCCUGACAUCCAAUUCACUACUAGUGGUAACAGGGACUGCAGUAAGACGGUCAGACUCCUGACAUCCAAUUCACUACUAGUGGUAACAGGGACUGCAGUAAGACGGUCAGACUCCUGACAUCCAAUUCACUACUAGUGGUAACAGGGACUGCAGUAAGACGGUCAGACUCCUGACAUCCAAUUCACUACUAGUGGUAACAGGGACUGCAGUAAGACGGUCAGACUCCUGACAUCCAAUUCACUACUAGUGGUAACAGGGACUGCAGUAAGACGGUCAGACUCCUGACAUCCAAUUCACUACUAGUGGCAACAGGGACUGCAGUAAGACGGUCAGACUCCUGACAUCCAAUUCACUACUAGCGGCAACAGGGACUGCAGUAAGACGGUCAGACUCCUGACAUUCAAUUCACUACUAGCGGCAACAGGGACUGCAGUAAGACGGUCAGACUCCUGACAUUCAAUUCACUACUAGCGGUAACAGGGACUGCAGUAAGACGGUCAGACUCCUGACAUUCAAUUCACUACUAGCGGUAACAGGGACUGCAGUAAGACAGUCAAACUCCUGACAUUCAAUUCACUACUAGCGUUAAAUUGGACUGCAGUAAGACGGUCAAACUCCUGACAUACAAUUCACUACUAGCGGUAACAGGGACUGCAGUAAGACGGUCAGACUCCUGACAUUCAAUUCACUACUAGCGGUAACAGGGACUGCAGUAAGACGGUCAGACUCCUCACAUUCAAUUCACUACUAGCGGUAACAGGGACUGCAGUAAGACGGUCAGACUCCUGACAUACAAUUCACUACUAGCGGUAACAGGGACUGCAGUAAGACGGUCAGACUCCUGACAUCCAAUUCACUACUAGUGGCAACAGGGACUGCAGUAAGACGGUCAGACUCCUGACAUCCAAUUCACUACUAGCGGCAACAGGGACUGCAGUAAGACGGUCAGACUCCUGACAUUCAAUUCACUACUAGCGGCAACAGGGACUGCAGUAAGACGGUCAGACUCCUGACAUUCAAUUCACUACUAGCGGCAACAGGGACUGCAGUAAGACGGUCAGACUCCUGACAUUCAAUUCACUACUAGCGGUAACAGGGACUGCAGUAAGACGGUCAUACUCCUGACAUUAAAUUAACUACUAGUGGUAACAGGGACUGCAGUAAGACAGUCAAACUCCUGACAUUCAAUUCACUACUAGCGUUAAAUUGGACUGCAGUAAGACGGUCAAACUCCUGACAUACAAUUCACUACUAGCGGUAACAGGGACUGCAGUAAGACGGUCAGACUCCUGACAUUCAAUUCACUACUAGCGGUAACAGGGACUGCAGUAAGACGGUCAGACUCCUCACAUUCAAUUCACUACUAGCGGUAACAGGGACUGCAGUAAGACGGUCAGACUCCUGACAUACAAUUCACUACUAGUGGUAACAGGGACUGCAGUAAGACAGUCAGACUCCUGACAUACAAUUCACUACUAGUGGUAACAGGGACUGCAGUAAGACGGUCAGACUCCUCACAUUAUAGGUAGGAGGCUUUUGGUUGCAAUCACGGUUUGCUCUUACUAUUUAUGUGAUCCUUUAUUUCUUUCAAUCAGAAUAUUAUCAAUUUACCCAAUGUUACAUAUUAAAAUAGUCAAAGGUAUAAUUAUAGAUUUUUCUCUGCCUUUUGAUCAAGCAAAAACUGAUGAGUGGUAAACUAACAUGUAGUUUCGGUACUGAAUAUAAUUUUCAUUUAUAAUUUAGUAUCGAGACAAAAAAAGAAAGAACCCAAAUCAUUAUAAUCCAUGCAAAAUGAAAAACAUAAUAGAUAUAAAUUGUGCUUUUAUAAACAAAUGAAAAAAAUACUCUCUUGCAAAUUGCAUUCCUAGAAAUUCUUUUGGUAGCUUUUCCAGGUGUGUGCAGAGGAAGUUUAGCUGGGGAGGAGUCUAGACUGGUGAGUGAAAUUUAUUGGGGAUUGAGACAUGCUCCCCUGGAAAAUGUAUUUGAAAAAAAAGGAAACAAAAUUUACUUGGGCGGGGUGGCGUUUCGACCCCAAAAAUCCUCCCCCCUAGGCACACACCUGUUUUCAUGUAGGUUUUAGUUUGUGUGAAUGUGUUGGAAUGGGCAUCUAUAUGUUAAGUAUUAACAGCAGUCUUACAAACACCUUUCAUUGAACUAAAAUAUUUCUGAGAAUGUAUUUUUUCACCUGAAUGGGAUUACUUUCUACAAAUGGUGUUUAAAUGGGACAUUUAUAAAAAAUGAGAAGUGCACAUUUGGCUAGAAAUGAUACUUGUUAUAAAUAGUUACUUAAAUUAUUAACUUUAAGAACAAUGUCAAUACUUUAUAACACAAGAAGUUCAAUAUUUUUUAAAACUAUACUUGAAAAAAAAUGCCCAAAAUAUCUACCGGCCCAUAUUAAUUUUGUGGAAUGUAUUUUGCUAUCUUUAAAAAAACAAUUGUAUGUCAAUAAUUUGGGCAUUAACAAGUUUUUAAAGGUAGGGUCACCCAUAUAUUCUAAAUGGCCUAAUAAAAUUUAAUACUGUCUGAAAGUGUACCACUUUAAUUUGUUUAUAUAUAUAUUUUUUAAAUUAUGGGCUCAUAACUUUGUUCGUCUUUGGGUAAAAGUGUUUAAAAUAUGUGUAGACCAGCUUAUGACAGUGUUCGAUGUAAAGGGAUCUACAUUUCAAGUCGGGUACACACCCUUACGAUUCCGCUUAGAAUGUUUGGUGACAUUUCCGCUAUCCUUAGAAUGGACGUCGCCUUCAGAUCAGUGGUACAAGUUUACCUGAUUUCACCUGGUUACCUGUAUAUUUUAAGAUGUUUCCUGAAGUGUAACCAAAUAUUCUGGGCCAUUAUACUGUGGUACAUGCAAAUCGACUGUUGUGCCAGUUUUGUGGUAUUCUUGUCUUCGGUAGGACUUAAACGCUACGGUCCAUUCUAGUGGAUAUGUAAUCAAACAUUACUUGAGUGAAACACAAAUCAAGCAAUAUUAGGUAAACUCUGUGCUUGUGUUAAAUGAAAUGUGUUUGCAAGACCAGCAUUUGUUUUAAUAUGUUCUAGUCAUAAUAUUCUUGUGUUGUCAAAAUUGGAGGUGUUUGCUGUGCAAGUCAAAAAAAUAGUUUGUUGAUAUAUUUAACUAUUACCUGCAUCACUACAUGACUUUAUAUACUUCUUUUUGUUAGUUGUUUAUGCUGUAAUAGUUUGUGCAUCAGUUCAGUACAAAAAUUGGUAUUUAAUACAUGUUUACCUCAAAUAGUUUUGUCUUGUGGAAAUUUUGUGGUCACUUUUCUUGCAUUACAAUAUGACAGGGUUUUGUUUUUCACAUUUGUGCUUUACCUUUGAUCAGACUGUUAAAAUAUGUAAAUGAGUGAUUUUUGUUGUUGUUGGCAUUUUCAUGUUUAUAGGAUAAUAUAAUGGCAGUGACUUCUUAUUCUGUAAUCCAUACAGCCAACAUAAUAAGAAAAAAAGUUUAUAAUAAAUAUAAUAUUUAAAUUUUUAUAUAGUAUCUAAUUCCUCGUAAACUGUUGUACAAACUGCCACAUAGAGUGAACUGAAAGUUGUAUGUAAACAUGUUGUGUAUGCAGGUGUCACAAAACAUGUAAUGGCAUUGUCCAAGUGGUGAUUAGUGUACAUAAACUGGUUGUUCUAAUCGUCAUGUACAAUUUUUGUUGACAAAAAUAAAUCAUACCAUUUUCA